Molecule: messenger RNA, 1006 nt
Organism: Amorphotheca resinae ATCC 22711
Lineage: Eukaryota; Fungi; Ascomycota; Leotiomycetes; Helotiales; Amorphothecaceae
Exons: 6
Coding region: 316-780 (154 amino acids)
Biological process (GO): tRNA metabolic process
Cellular component (GO): cytoplasm
Molecular function (GO): D-tyrosyl-tRNA(Tyr) deacylase activity
Source: RefSeq, a predicted model, not a curated record
GAUCAACAAAAAAUAAAUAAGUUGGAAGCACGUUUGCGAUACCUCGAGUGAGUGUUGCAGGCUUGAAGGUCAACCGUCUAUUUUUAUAUUUCGCUGAUUGCGUUGCAACUGCCCGUAUCGCAUUCCUCGCCGGCAAUUUGUUGGCGGCAAGUGCUUCAACCCUUCGCUCAUUGCAUCAUCCCAGCGCUUCUCUCUGAAGCCCCGACCCUGAUCCGCUUCCAGAAGCCCUAGAAGUUGUGGGCCAAUAUCUACCAAAAUAUUUAUUCAACCUGAUAUCUUCACCUCAUUUAGGGGAGGUGACGAAGCGUAAUAAACAUGAAAGCCAUCCUCCAGCGGGUGCUCAGCGCCUCCGUCACGGUCGACAAGCAAUUGGUAUCAUCUAUCGGGAAAGGGAUACUGGUCUUUGCUGCCGUAGCACCAGGAGAUACAGAGAAAGAUGCAGAGACGUUGGCCGCAAAAGUGCUGAAGAUGAAGCUGUGGGAUGAUGAGGCGGGUGGAAGGUGGAAAAUGAGUGUUCAAGAUAUCCGUGGAGAGGUUUUGUGUGUUUCACAGUUCACAUUGCUCGCAUCGACGAAGAAAGGAUCGAAGCCGGAUUUCCACGGAGCCUUAGGAGGAGACCAGGCAAAGGAGCUCUAUCAGCAUUUUGUCUCGAAGGUCCAGCAAGGAUACAGCCCAGAACGGGUAAAGGAUGGGGUUUUUCAGGCCAUGAUGGAAGUGGCUUUGGUUAAUGAUGGUCCCGUCACCCUGGAAAUUUCAACAGGGCCAAAUGGACAGAAAUGAUGCGCAAGUCAAAAGGGCUGACACAAGGUGGACCGCGAGACGGCUGUUCAACCAUGGAACAUUUUAUAUAGAUUUCUAUAUAUAGAUUGUACCGCCUGAGAAGGGCGGGCUAUUGAAGCUUAUACUGUUCUCUAUAUUGUGGACUUCUUCUAGUCUGUUGCUUCAAUGACUGAGGGUGGAAGGGGGCGUUAUCACGUGAUAAGCAACUGAGAUAUUACAUAUUCAU